UGUGCUCCUUGUACUGUAACUAUGCAAACACAUUACUUACAACAUUUGUAAGUCAUUUUGGGGAACUUUAUGGCAAGGAUGCCUUAGUGUAUAACGUCCAUGCAUUGGUCCACCUAUCUGCAGAUGCCCAACUGCAUGGUUGUUUGGACUCUGUCUCAGCUUUUCCAUAUGAAAAUUAUCUCCGUAAAUUGAAGAGGUUUGUACGAAAGCCAGAAUUUCCCCUUGCACAAAUUAUAAGAAGGUUAUCUGAGGUUAAAAAGAUCAGUAUUAUUGAGAUACCCUGUAGGAAUUUAAGGAUGCAACAUUAUGUUGGACCUGUUCCUGAUGGCCUUCAAGCAACAGCACAGUACAGGGAGCUGCAGACUGAGCAAUGGUCAAUGAAAGUUUCCACAGAUGUUUUUGGUUGUUGAAUUUCUGGAAACCAAGACUGUUAAUAUUAUAGCCGAGUCAUGGUUGGAGGAUGGUGUCACUUGGUGGCCAAAUUAUAGUAAUGAUGAACGCAUAAACAGAGCUGUACAAAAGUGUGAGGAACCAAGAACAGGCUGGAAACAGUAUGAUGUUCGAGGCCUCUCAAGAACUGGUGAUUAUCGAAAGGCAAGAGAGAAACUGAGGGCCUCACUGACCUGUAACACGUCUGAGUUACAAACAGACGAUGAGGAAGAAGUGAUUAGGAAAAGAAAAAUUAAGCCAAGGCACGUUUUUGGUGAUACAGACUCAGACAAUGAACUAGAAGUGGGUAAAAAGAGGAGAUGCAGCGGUAUCUCCUCUGCACCAGCACCACCUAUUCCUCCACCUACUCCUGACAUACCCUCUGAUUCAGCUUGCCAGACCUCUACUGGACCUCUGCUAAACCUGAGGCAUACUGAAUAUCCCUGUUUUACGACUGUGCCACCUGCCCCCAUUACGACACUUGGCAUGCCUUCCAGUCCUCUUCACCACUUCUCCAUUAGACAUUCUGAACACGGCCGUUACACAGCUCCAGUGCAUGCAGUUACCACCCCCAUCUCUCACAUGCCCUCAAGCUCUAUGAGCCAGGUCUCUGCUAUACCUCUUUCUGAAGAACAUCAAGACCAUUCAUUUAACCCCAGGUUUAGACUGGGGAGGACAGGCACUGGACCUAUUCCUUGCUCUGCCGCUCAACUGCACAUCCUAACAUUGUUGGAACAUAUCAAGGAACAGCAGAUGCAGCUUGCUGCUAUCGUUAAUAAUUUUGCUGCAGGUAUGGCGACAGACACUGUUGUUGCUGAAAUGCCUCCCAAUAUCAGUUUGCCACUGGCCACCAUGUCUGAAGUUGAGGAGUUGGAGGAGUGGCUUAAAGAUUCAAGAAACUCGCAUGCUAAGCAAAACAUGAUUUCUGCUCUGGGUGCUACAGGAGGACAAAACGCUAAACGAGUCACAUGGAACAUACUUUCAAGGCUUUUCUCGGAUGCAGUAGCCAAAAAAAUAAACUGGAAAGGAGUUAAUGGGAAAAAGUGCUUUAAAGAAAUGCAUACAAGAAGUUUGUUGAUCAGAGCUGUAAGGAAGAACCAGUCUUCCUCCGGUGUAGCAGAUAGUGAGGUCGAUUCUUACACCAUCCGUUGGUUUAACCUGGCGUCUGACCGUGGAGGUGGCCGGAAAGAACGUGCAAGAGCCAAAGAGGCAUCAACUGAGAUGCCUCUUGGGGAUUAAUCACUACGUUGGGAAGCAAAAUGUUUAUGUAAAACCAUUGUAAUUUUGUAUAGUUUUGUUUGUAAUAAAUUUCAAAUGUUCAAA
Molecule: messenger RNA, 1752 nt
Organism: Brienomyrus brachyistius
Lineage: Eukaryota; Metazoa; Chordata; Actinopteri; Osteoglossiformes; Mormyridae
Exons: 10
Coding region: 394-1668 (424 amino acids)
Source: RefSeq, a predicted model, not a curated record